AUUCUAUGCUUAUACUGUCUAGACUAGUCUAUGGAUAUUAUCUAAAAACUCGGUUGUCACUACGAUCAACACGAUAAGAAUAGUUUAAAUCGUUGUCUCUGAGACUUUCCGGUGCCCAGUGCCCACUGACCGGCACUUGUGUGGUCCCGUGAUGUUUGGCGUGUAUUAAAUUGUAAAAAUUCAUAUCGGCUUUUCAAUCUUUUUAAACAUCCCAGUUCGAUUCAUUCUGAGUUAUUCAAAUUUCACUCGUUUACACCAUGUAAUAAAUUCAGUUCUUUAAUAUAAGCACAUGCCAACCAUAUUCUCAUUUAACUAUAAUUUGUUCAUUUUUCAAAAUAAUGCAUAGUACUAAAUCGAAUGUAUCUUAUUUAACUUUUUAAUAUUAUUAAUAUUGUUCAGUAGAGUAAAUUUAUUACACAAGUUAUUUGAUAACUUCAUGAAUAUGUUAAAAUUCAAUAAUUUAAUUAAACAAUUGAAAACGAUAAAUAAUUUAAAUUUAACAAGAAAAAUGAACACCAAUAUAAAUUCUAAAUUAUAUCAUGAACAUAACAUUGUAUGGUUCGACGGUGAAAUGACUGGAUUGGACUAUAAUCACCAUACCUUGAUCGAAGCAGCUAUAAUUAUUACUGAUAAACAUUUAAACAUUUUAGCUGAGAGUCCAAAUAUUAUUAUACAUCAAUCAGAUGAAGUAUUAGAAAACAUGGAAGAUUGGCCUAAAAAUCAACAUGCAUUAAGUGGCUUGACUGAAAAUGUUAGAAAGAGCAAUAUAUCAAUUGAACAAGCUGAUCAAAUGUUGUAUGACUUUAUCAAACCAUUUACCCCUAAAGGUGUAUGUCCAUUAGCUGGUAAUUCAAUUUACAUGGAUAGAACUUUUAUUAGAAAAUAUAUGCCAAAACUCGAAAGUCAUUUAAGUUAUAGAUUAAUAGAUGUGUCUACUCUAAAAGAGUUGUUUAAACGCUGGAAACCUGAAUUAGCAGAUGAAGCUCCAAAAAAAUUACUUCAGCAUAGAGCUCUUGAUGACAUCAAAGAAAGUGUUCAAGAGCUCAAAUUCUACAAAAGCUGUUUAAAGUUAUGACUUAUGAUGAAAUAAAUACAAUUUGGUGACAUAAAUUUGCACCAAAACAAGCAUCAUAAAAAAGAAAAAGAAAAUGCUUAGUGGAUUGUCGCAUUGAACUUCCACACCUAAUUAUAGUUAUUUAAAAUCUAUUAAUAAGAUUAAAUGAUAACCUGAUCUUUACUGAAUUAUAUUGUCAUUUAUCAUUAAUUCUUCUGCUGCAUAAAACAACUAUACAUAGCAGAGUGCAUUAAGACUUAAGAGGAUGCCACGCCCACAUGUGUUUUCUCCGUCAUACAAAUGUAAAACAUAAAACUAAAUUUUCCAAACAAAAAAAAAAACUUUAUGAAAUGUCGUUUUUAUUUUUUUAAUAUAGGAACUACAAAAAAACUUAUUCGAGUUCAAAAAUAAUGGAUUUUGAAUUAAUAGGAAUUUUUUUCAUAUAAGUAAUAUCUAAAGAAUAAAAAUAAUAUUUUAUGGAUUAUGUUCUCAAUUAUAUUUUGUAUCAAUUUAAAGUCUUAAAACUCUUAACUAUCUCUACAGCCUGAGUGGUUUUAUCGCAUGCAAAACAAUGUUUACUAUGUUUUGCAUAAUAUGUAAGACAGAGACAACAUAUGCGUGUGUAGCAUCCUUUUAACAGAUAUAAACAGAUAUUGGUGUUAAGCCAUAUUUAAUUUUGUUUAUUCUUGCAAAGAUGAUCGGAUGAUGACAUGAGAAUUAUUGUUCAAUAAUGUUAAUGAAUACAUGUAUACCUUUGUAACCAGUUAUACUACUAUUAAAAUACUCUAUUAAUAUAAA
Rhopalosiphum padi (bird cherry-oat aphid) is the source of this 1852-nucleotide messenger RNA. Its product is annotated as oligoribonuclease, mitochondrial. The transcript is spliced from 6 exons. The coding region runs from base 437 to 1075 and encodes 212 amino acids. Gene Ontology annotation, cellular component: mitochondrion. NCBI's taxonomy places the organism in Eukaryota, Metazoa, Arthropoda, Insecta, Hemiptera, Aphididae. Gene Ontology annotation, molecular function: nucleic acid binding; 3'-5'-RNA exonuclease activity. The record is from RefSeq and is a predicted model, not a curated record.